GGAGGGACAGCGCUGGUGGCGGCGGCUGCGCCCGCCCCGCCCGGAGGGAUGGAAGGGCCCGCUCGUCGCUCCCUCCUUCUCUGCUUUCUCUUCUUUCUCUACCUUCCCUGAAUUCCCCGCCGUUCCCGCCUGCCCUGCCUGCCUUGCCUUCCCUGUCUUCCCUGCCUUCCCUGCCUUGCUGCUGUGCUCAGGCCUGCCCUGGUGCCGCCACCUCUGCCCGUGUCCCCACAGCCCUGGGCCACACGGGGCGGCUCCCAGAGUGCGGGGCUCCGAGCCAGCCCUCUCUGUCCCUUCCUGUUGGCAGACAGGGACAGAGGGACAGUGGCUUUGGACACUUCCUCCGUAGUGUCCUCAGCUCCUUUCCGCUGACAGAGAGGCCUGUCGGAGCGGGUGGGGACGCAGCACGAUCUUAGGGCAGCAGGUGGCAGAUGAGGUGCCUGCUCUGUCCCGUUCCUCUGCUGAAGCUGGAGCGGCUCCCGGAGUGCUCUGCCCUCAGGUGUGGGCUGACAGCUUGGGAAAGUCCCAGCACAAACACACAGGGUGAACAUGGGUCGAAUCGACCGUCAUCCAGUGCUGUGUAUCACCCUGCUUCUGUAAGCUGAGAUUUCCAAGGCUGACUGCUCCUGGAAGAUGAAAGGAGAAGGAGGAGGAGGCAACAGCGGCAGCCAAACUUAAAUAAUUCUGACGAUUCCCGAUAUCAAAUGGAGGCCCCUGAGUGGGACCCACUGAAAAAUGACACCCUUCCGCCGACCCUGACGCCAGCUGUCCCUCCGUAUGUGAAGCUGGGCCUGACCAUUGUAUAUACUGUUUUUUAUUCACUGCUUUUUGUGUUCAUCUACGUCCAGCUCUGGCUGGUCCUUCACUACAGGCACAAGAGGUUCAGUUACCAAACUGUCUUUCUGUUUCUCUGCCUGUUUUGGGCCUCUCUUAGGACAGUGCUCUUUUCAUUUUACUUCAAAGACUUUGUCACAGCAAAUUCUCUGAGCCCCUUCAUCUUCUGGCUUCUCUAUUGCUUCCCAGUCUGCCUCCAGUUUUUCACCCUGACCCUGAUGAAUCUUUACUUCACACAGGUGAUUUUCAAAGCUAAGUCAAAAUAUUCCCCAGAGCUACUGAAAUACAGGUUGCCCCUCUACCUGGCUUCUCUUUUCAUAAGUCUCCUCUUCCUCUUGGUGAAUUUAACAUGUGCAGUAUUGGUGAGGACACAGAAUUCAGAGAGAAAAAUCAUUGUCUCUGUCCGAGUGGCAAUUAAUGACACGCUGUUUGUGCUGUGCGCUGUUUCCCUCUCCAUCUGCCUGUAUAAGAUCUCCAAGAUGUCUUUAGCCAACAUUUACUUGGAGUCCAAGGGCUCAUCUGUCUGUCAGGUGACAAGCAUAGGAGUGACUGUUAUUCUACUUUAUACCUCACGAGCCUGUUACAACUUGUUCAUCUUAUCAUUUUCCCAAACCAAGAAAGUCAACUCUUUUGAUUACGAUUGGUACAACGUGUCAGAUCAGGCAAAUCUGAAAUGUCAGCUGGGAGAUGCAGGUUAUAUAGUGUUUGGAGUGAUCCUUUUCAUCUGGGAGCUCUUGCCUACUUCCUUGGUUGUGUAUUUCUUCCGUGUCCGAAACCCUACAAAAGAUCUAGCCAAUGCAGGAAUGGUCCCAAGUCACGGCUUCAGUCCCAGAUCUUACUUCUUUGACAACCCCCGCAGAUACGACAGUGAUGAUGAUCUAGCCUGGAAUAUUGCUCCACAGGGGGCACAGGGCAGUUUCUCUUCAGACUACUAUGACUGGAGCCAUCAGAACAACAGCUUCAUGGCUUACAUAGGAUCCCUCCAGCAAGAUCCAGCACUGGACACAGACCGGCCAAGCCCUAUUUAACUGCAAUCAACUACAGCAUUCUAGGACAUUCCAAAAUUAAAACAAAUGUUCUGAAAAACAAAGCUUAGCAACUUUUCUUCACCUUUUGGUUUUUAGAAAUUUUCCUAUGCACACAUAAAUGAAGAACCUUGCCAUGAGCUUUUCAUAGUUCAAGGAGAAGUAUAAGCUAAUGAUUUAAACUUUGAAGACUGUUCCAAUUAAUACCUUGUUCUAAGCCAUGGUAUUUUGGCUUUGAAUAGAGUUGUUAGAAGGUAUAAUUUAAUCAUUUUUAUGCUCAUUUUAAAAGAGCAAAUUUCAUGAAGUGAAAUGACAUAAUUAUUUUCUAAGUAUUUUUAUUUUUACACUGUGUAUAAAGUUAGAAAUACAUGAUUAUGAUCAAUAUACUGUAAACACAUGAAUAGAUUUUUCAAAUGCAUGACAGUUGCAAUUUUUGUGCACAUAAAAGCCUGUAAGAAAAAAAUAUCAGCCCAAUUAAAUACUGUCUUUUCAAGUUA
Molecule: messenger RNA, 2353 nt
Organism: Oenanthe melanoleuca
Lineage: Eukaryota; Metazoa; Chordata; Aves; Passeriformes; Muscicapidae
Gene: GPR137B
Product: G protein-coupled receptor 137B
Exons: 9
Coding region: 702-1859 (385 amino acids)
Biological process (GO): negative regulation of osteoclast differentiation; negative regulation of bone resorption; positive regulation of TORC1 signaling
Cellular component (GO): lysosomal membrane
Source: RefSeq, a predicted model, not a curated record